GCAGCACACCUGCACCCAAAACUCUCAAUCUUGACUGUGCGCAUCAAGAGCCACCCAUCGCCUCCAAACACCGGGAAAACCACUCGGAAAAGACCCCCACCAAGUCCAAGACACCCGGGACCGAGCGAGCGAUCAUGAAGGCCGGGCCUCCGCCGCACGUUGCCAUGCUAGCGACGCCGGGGAUGGGUCACCUGAUCCCGCUGGCGGAGCUGGCGAAGCGCCUGGCGUCGCGGCACGGCGCGACGGCGACGCUCAUCACCUUCGCGUCCACGGCGUCGGCAACGCAGCGCGCGCUCCUGGCCUCGCUGCCGCCCGCGGUGUCGUCGCUCUCCCUCCCGCCCGUCGACCUCUCCGACCUGCCACGGGGCGCCGCCAUCGAGACGCGCAUGUCCGAGGAGUGCGCGCGGUCGCUCCCCGCGCUCACGCGCCUCCUCUCCGAGCUCGGGGAGACCAUGGCCACCGCCACCGGCACCCGCCUCGUCGCGUUCGUCGCCGACCAGUUCGGGAUGGACUCAUUCGACGCCGCGCGCGACGCCGGCGUGCGGACGCGCUGCCUCUUCAUACCCAUGAACCUCCACGCGCUCUCGCUCGUCCUCGACCUCCCGGACCUCGCGGCGUCCGUCCCCGGCGAGUUCCGGGACCUCGCCGAGCCGGUGCGCCUGCCCGGCUGCGUGCCCAUCCCGGGGUCCGACGUACCCUCGCCGCUGCAGGACAGGUCCAACCCUUCGUUCUCGGUGAUGGUGCACCUUGCCAAGCGCUACCGUGAAGCUGAUGCCAUCCUCGUCAACUCCUUCGACGCCGUCGAGCCCGAGGUCGCCGAGGUGCUUCGCCAGCCAGAGUCCGGCCGGCCACCUGUGUACCCUAUCGGUCCACUCAUACGGCAGUUCGUCGGAAGCGAAGCUGAUGGCGCCGGAGCGCUUCCACCGUCACCGCGUGCGGCGUGCCUGGAGUGGCUCGACCGGCAGCCGGCCAGGUCGGUCAUCUUCGUCUCGUUCGGGUCCGGCGGCGCGCUGCCAAAGGAGGAGAUGCACGAGCUCGCGCUCGGGCUGGAGCUCAGCGGGCAGCGGUUCCUCUGGGUGGUGCGCAGCCCCAGCGACGAGGGCACGCUCAGCGACAACUACUACAACGCAGAGAGCAAGAAGGACCCCUUCGUCUACCUCCCGGAAGGGUUCCUGGAGAGGACCAAGGACGUGGGUCUCCUGGUGCCGUCGUGGGCACCGCAGACACAGGUGCUUGCACACAGGGCCACCGGAGGUUUCCUGACGCACUGCGGGUGGAACUCGACGCUAGAGAGCCUGGUGCACGGCGUGCCGAUGGUGGCCUGGCCGUUGUUCGCCGAGCAGCGGCUUAACGCGGUGAUGCUGGCGGAGGGGGUAGGAGCGGCGAUACGGUUGCCGGAGAGGAAGGAUAAGGAGACCAUCGCAGCGGUGGUGAGGGAGCUGAUGGCAGGGGAAGGGAAAGGUGCCAUGGUGCGGGUGAAGGUGGCGGAGCUGCAGAAGGCUGCGGCAGAGGGACUCCGUGACGGUGGCGCCGCCACGGCGGCGCUUGACGAGGUGGUGGAGAAGUGGGAAGCUGAUGAAGCGAACUAGCAGAAGGUGCCCGAUCGAGAACACCUAGCAUUGCAAUUGCAAUGCUCUGCCCAGCAGAGUAUGUCUGCAGUUUUAAGACAAAAUCUCAUGAGUUGUAUGUUCUUGAAUUGAAUCUCCCGUAGUUUUAUGUAUGCAAGGAUUAAGUUUACAGAGAGGACCAGUGGGUCGUUUCUUUGUUUGAUCUUCAUUUGUGUGGUCAUGUAAAUAAUCAUUGGAGGGACCUAGAUCAGAUGCAGCAGCAGUGUAGCACCUGAUCCGACCAUCCAGCAAAGGAUUCAACGUCCGUGACCAUUCGGACAUUACCACUCUAA
Messenger RNA from Sorghum bicolor (sorghum), 1900 nucleotides. Its product is annotated as UDP-glycosyltransferase 72B3. The transcript has a single exon. Gene Ontology annotation, molecular function: UDP-glycosyltransferase activity. The record is from RefSeq and is a predicted model, not a curated record. Lineage: Eukaryota; Viridiplantae; Streptophyta; Magnoliopsida; Poales; Poaceae. Bases 135 to 1589 code for a protein of 484 amino acids.